Vigna unguiculata (cowpea) is the source of this 2379-nucleotide messenger RNA. RefSeq names its product rop guanine nucleotide exchange factor 12-like. Gene Ontology annotation, molecular function: guanyl-nucleotide exchange factor activity. The record is from RefSeq and is a predicted model, not a curated record. NCBI's taxonomy places the organism in Eukaryota, Viridiplantae, Streptophyta, Magnoliopsida, Fabales, Fabaceae.
AAUUUUCCCUCACCAUUCCAAAGCAAAACCUCCGAAAACAAAACAAAAAUAAUGCAAAUUUUGUUUCUCUCACUCUCAAACCCAUUCCAUUUCUUACAACAUGCACCUCACGUUCGGAGAAUCCAGCUCAAAAAAGAAAGGCUAACAAAAAAGAAAAAAAAAACGAAACAAACCACCUCCACUCUUUUCUCAAACUCACCAACUCCAAAAAGAAAAUACAACUCUCUCCAUUCUUUGCCUUGGCUUCCCCCUCUGCUACUUUCCUUCUCUCCCUGCAAGGUCUGAGGCACCCCAUGUUUUGUUCCACCUUAAAAAUUAACCUUUGUUUGGAAAAAUAAGAAAAGAGGAAACAUGGUUCAAGCAGGAGAACAAGAGCAGGAAGGAGGUAGCAGGGCCAAAUUAUUUAGCUUGAAAGGGGUGUUUGAGGGCGCUGGAAGGCACUCCAAGAGCCUCAGCAUUGACACUGCUAAACAAUUGGAACCUACAGAGGAUGGUGCAGCCUCUUCUAGAAGUCAAGGAUCAAAGCCUCUUAAUGAUUCAGACAAGGUUCCCAAAACAAAGAUGCUAACCAAGGAGGAAUUGGCAGCCAAGGAAUCCAAAGACAAGAUCUUGCAAGAUAUGGAACAGAUGAGGGAAAGAUUUGCCAAACUGCUGUUGGGUGAGGACAUGUCCGGUGGUGGAAAGGGUGUUUCGUCUGCUUUGGCACUGUCAAACGCUUUUACAAACCUUGCUGCUUCUAUUUAUGGGGAGCAAAAACGCCUGGAACCAAUGCCGGCAGAAAGGAAAGCAAAAUGGAAAAAAGAAAUUGAUUGGCUUCUAUCAGUCACGGAUUACGUUGUUGAAAUGGUUCCUUCACAACAAAAGUCCAAGGAUGGUUCAAGUAUGGAGAUUAUGACGACACGACAGAGGACGGAUCUUCACAUGAAUAUCCCUGCCUUGCGCAAGCUUGACACAAUGCUUAUUGAUUGUCUGGAUAACUUCAAAGAUCAAAAUGAGUUCUAUUAUGUGUCUAAAGAUUCAGAUGAUUCAGAUCCGGACUCAAAGAAAAAAAAUGAUGAUAAGUGGUGGUUACCUACUCCUAAGGUUCCCGCAGACGGUCUAUCUGAUGCGGCUAGAAAAUUUCUGCAUUAUCAGAAAGAUUGUGUGAAUCAAGUACUUAAAGCAGCCAUGGCAAUAAAUGCUCAAAUUCUAUCAGAAAUUGAGAUUCCUGAGAGCUAUAUUGAUUCCCUACCCAAGAAUGGAAGAGCAAGUCUAGGGGACUCGACCUAUAGGAGCAUAACAGUUGAAUUUUUUGAUCCUGACCAGUUCUUGUCAACCACGGACUUAUCAUCAGAGCAUAAAAUUCUGGAUCUAAAGAACAGAAUUGAAGCGUCAAUAGUAAUUUGGAAGCGGAAGAUGAACCAAAAAGAUGGAAAAUCUUCUUGGGGUUCCGGAGUGAGUAUCGAAAAAAGAGAGCUCUUUGAAGAGAGAGCAGAAACCAUAUUACUUCUCUUAAAGCACCGUUUCCCUGGCCUUCCUCAAUCUUCACUCGAUAUAAGCAAAAUCCAAUUCAACAAGGAUGUGGGGCAAGCUGUUCUAGAAAGCUAUUCAAGAAUAUUGGAGAGUUUGGCCUUUACAGUUCUUUCAAGAAUAGAUGAUGUACUCCAAGCAGAUUUCCAAAUUCAAUGUCACAAUAUAUCAACAGGAAGAAGUAGAAACUCAAUUUCAAGGCCUCCUAAAGAAGAGAUGGAGAAGGUUACUACUACUACUACUAAUGAAGCACCUGGUUCAAUGACACUAUCAGAUUUCAUGGGUUGGGGCUCUGAUCAAGAAGACUCAACGUUGAAGAAGGACCCCUCAGAUGAGUUAUGCAAAGACGAGGAUACAAAGCAACAAAAACUUGCUAACGUAGUGACCAGCAAGAAGGUGUCAUAUCUUGAGAACUUGGGAGCCACGAGAAGCCCAACAGCACGUCAUUAAAAGUGCAUUAGAGGAUUGCUGAUCAACAACUAUUUCCAUUUUACAUAGGAAUGCACAGACAAAACUAAUGGCUUUGAAGCAUGGUCAGAGAUAUGGCAUCCUCAAUAUACGAAGGAUUUGUAGUCUGGUAGCUACUGAGUCGUGGUUUUUUGACGAUACCUAGCACAAAUGUCAUCCAUGUUUGUCCCUCCCCGUGACCUGUCAUCAACUCACCGUUCCCUUUCUGUGACUGUGACAGUGUUAAUGUAGAGAUCAUCCUGUACUGAUGUCACAGGCCAACGUGCGUAACAUACAACAUCUUCAAGUUUUGCUUUCUAUAAAUUAGAAUCAUCCCAAGCAAAUCGAGUCUGUUAGUAAAAAACAUGGCCAAUCGGCUUAACUCAUAACAUCAAUUGCAUUAAAAGAUCUUGAGUUUCACUA